CUCAACUCAUAUUAUUAAUAUAUAAAUAUAUAUAUUUAUAUUUUAAAUAAUAAUUCAUUUUAUCGGAAAUGGAAUCGAAUAAAAAAAAAUUUUCUAUCCUGGAAUUAUAAUGGAAAAAAAAUUAAUUGUCAAUAUAUAUAUGAAUGUAUAUAUGAAUAUAUAUGUAUAUAUGAAGAUAUAAUAGUUAAUUAUUGGUAUAUAAAUCUUCAGAGAUAACGAAACGAGACAAGAUUGUCAGUGUAAUAAAUGUACAUUCAGUUCGAGACUUUUAAUUGUCGCGGUUGUUAAUUUUGACAUUUUUUUUUUUUGUGAAUUUUUUUUUUUUUUAUUUUUUGUUUAUUUGGGUUCGGUGGAUUAUUGUUACUGUGAUAAGUAAAUAUUUUUAUGGAGUGAUAGUGGGGCUGGAUCAUGGAAAUGGAAAUGAUGGAGGAUAAGGACAAGGGAAAUGUGGUCGAGCCGAUGCUAAUUAAGAGCACGAAGACUUUAAUUGAGGGAAAAAAAUUUUUUCAAUAUACAUCGACGCUUAUUGCGGGACUGAUGUCAAUGCAAGCAGGAAUGAAUUUAAGCUGGACCUCCCCAGUGGGCCCGUACCUGACAUCAGAGACCUCAUUCCUGAUCGACAUGACGGACAACAAAAUGUCCUGGGUCUGCGCACUGAUGGCCCUGGGCGCCAUAGUGGGGGCGGUUCCCGCAGGGAAGGUCGCGGACAAAAUAGGCCGGAAGUCAACGAUAAUAAUAACCGCGAUUCCCUUUUUGAUUUCCUGGCUGAUGAUAAUCCUGACCCGGGACCUGGUCAGCCUCUACGUCGCCCGAUUCAUCGGCGGGAUCGGGGCCGGAUCCGCUUGCGUCUUAGUCCCAGUUUACAUCGGUGAGAUCUCGGAGCCUUCAAUCCGCGGGGCCUUGGGGUCCUUCUUCCCCCUCCUUUUUUCCACCGGCGUGGUCUUUGUCUACGUGGUCGGGGCCUACGCUGACUACAUGGCCUUCAAUAUUUCCUGCUGCCUAACCCUAGUCCCCUUUGUUUUGAUCUAUUUCUUGCCCGAGUCUCCAAUGUGGUUGGUUCAAAAUGGCCGCAUAGCAACAGCGGAACGCUCGCUUCGGACUUUGCGCGGCAAAGACUACGAAUUUAAAAAAGAAAUAUCGAUUUUGCAGGAAGAGGCAGACAGAGUCGAGAGCAGGAAGGGCGGAAUUAGAGAUUUGAUCGGUACAAGAGCGGGCAGAAAGGCUCUGGGGACUUGCGUGGGCCUGAUGUGGUUCCAGCAAAUGUGCGGCAUCGACGCGGUUCUGUUCUAUACCGUGAAAAUAUUCAAAGACGCGGGCAGUACAGUGAAUCCCUUCAUUGCCACGAUCAUUAUUGGGAUCAUCGAGGUCAUAAUGGCGGUCGUGGUCGCGUCUGUGAUCGACAAAUUUGGGCGCAAGCCUCUGCUGGUCAUCUCGGGAACUGCGAUGACCAUUUGCUUGGCGGUCCUGGGCUACUACUUCAAGUUGCAGGCAGAAAAAGUGAACCUCGAAUCCGUGGGGUGGCUUCCGUUGACCUCCUUGGCCCUUUUCAAUGUCGUCUUCAGUGUCGGCUAUGGGUCGGUACCUUUUGCGGUAAUUUCGGAACUUUUUCCACCGGAAACUAAGGGCGUCGCUAGUAGUCUCAGUAUUAUGGUCAACUGGAGUCUGGUUUUUGUGGUGACGAAAUUUUUUCCCAGUAUGGUAGACGCUACGGGACCGGAUGUUACCUUUUGGACAUUCGCAAGUAUGGCGGCGAUGUCGGCGGUCUUUGCGUUUUUCUUUGUGCCCGAAACAAAGGGAAAAACUUUGCAAGAGAUUCAGACAAAGUUAUCGAUACAUAAAAUUAAGCAAAUUAUAUGAAUGUAGUAAUUUUUUUUGUAAUUUGUGUUAAUAGAAAUUUUAUUAUUUAAUGUGUAUAUAUUGUGUUAAAUUAUUUAUAUAUCGAUAUAUCGAAAUUUGUAAUCGAUAUAUCGAAUGGAACUUUGAUUUAUCGAUAGUUAAGUUUGAUAUUUUUUAUAAAAAUUUUUUGGAUUUUAAAAAUCGAUAUUUGAAAAAAAAUCGAUAUAUCGAAUCUAGUAGGCGAUUUAAGACAAUAAAUAAUCGAUAUCUCGAAGAUAAGUUCGAUAUAUAGAAUGUAGUGAUUGAUAUAUAAAAAUAAAUUGAUGUCAAAUUUAAAUAAUCGAUAUUUUUUUACGAAAUAUCGAUGUAUCGAAAAGACGAUAGAUCGAUUACGUAAUGCAAAUUCGAUGUAUCGAAUCGAUUAUUUAUAUGAAAUAUAAGCGUAUUGAAAAAAUCGAUAUCGAUAUCGAUCUAUCGAACCAAUAAAAAAUCGAUGUAUGGAAAUAGAUUUUUAAGAAAUCGAUAUAUCGAAUUAAAACUAAACGAUAAAUCGAUAUUUUAUAGUAAAAAUCGAUUCCAUAAUCGAUGUAUCGAAUUAAUUAAAAUUCCAUGUAUGGAAUUCGAAAAUUAAAAAAUCGAUAGAUCGAUUCCUAAAUCAAUGGAUCGAAUGUUAAAAAAUCGAUAGAUCGAAUCAGUAAAAUUUAAGUAUAUGGGAAUCGAAUGUUAGAAAAUCGAUUUAUCGAAUAAAAAAUACUCGAUAGAUCAAUCCCAAAAUCGAUGUAUUGAAUGUUAAAAAAUCGAUCUAUCGAAUAUAAAAAAAUCGAUGGAUCGAAUCAGUAAAAUUCUAGUAUAUGGGAAUCGUAUGUUAAAAAAUCGAUUUAUCGAAUAUAAAAAAAUCGAUAGAUCGAUCCCAAAAUCGAUGUAUCGAAUCAAUAAAUCAGUGUAUGAAAAUUAAAUAUAAAAAAAUCGAUAUCUCGAAUUAAAUAUCGAUAUAUCGAAAAAAAAUCGAUAUAUGGAACCCAACUCGAAAAAAUCGGAUGCCGAUUUUUAAAAAAAUUCUACAUAUCAAUAAAAAUUUAAAAAAUUGAGUUAAAUCUAAAAAAAGCGCAUAAAUUAUUAUUAUUAUUAUUAUUUGAAUGUUUUUUUAAACUGCCACUUGCCAAAACGAGUCGUACAAUCCAGUUGUGUUUGUUAUGUCGUACACAUCAUUUAAUGUUAAAAAAUAGUCCAAUUGAUUGUCUAUGUAAUUUCGGUAACCAGUGUACAUUUUACGUAUUACUUUGUAUUAUUAUUAUUAUUAUUAUUAUUAUUGUAUUAUUAGCAUACACUCGUUGUAUUUACAAUAAAACACUUUUUAUUA
Molecule: messenger RNA, 3196 nt
Organism: Microplitis mediator
Lineage: Eukaryota; Metazoa; Arthropoda; Insecta; Hymenoptera; Braconidae
Product: facilitated trehalose transporter Tret1-like
Exons: 2
Coding region: 409-1857 (482 amino acids)
Biological process (GO): transmembrane transport; carbohydrate transport
Cellular component (GO): membrane
Molecular function (GO): sugar transmembrane transporter activity
Source: RefSeq, a predicted model, not a curated record